This is a messenger RNA of Paraglomus occultum, 441 nucleotides long. The record is from the annotation of a GenBank genome assembly. NCBI's taxonomy places the organism in Eukaryota, Fungi, Glomeromycota, Glomeromycetes, Paraglomerales, Paraglomeraceae.
AUGACUUCAUUCCUUCUUAACAGAAUAUGCAAUACCAAUCUUAUAAACCCGAGAUUUACCAAAGGCUCACUUAGUUUUCUAAGAACUUCGUCCUCGUCGGCCUCUGUUCCGUUCAUGAUAACGUCGACACAAAGACAAAGACUAUACGACCUAAACUACACGAGGAGUGAAAUAGACUCUCUCUUACCGGAACAGGCUCUUCAUAUUCUAUCGCACGACCUCUCACCAGAAUCAUACGGUGCUUUUGUACGGGCAACAUAUAGAAGCAAAAAACAGAAUGUGGAAUUAGAAGUGCCAGAAGUUAUUCAGCUUGGAGGCGUGGAGACGGGGUUGGUCUUGACCUCGACGAGAGAAGAAGAACGGCAGGUUGUUGAGAGGGAGGAGAACAGGUGGACAAUAGUUGAGACUGUUGAAAAGAAUAAAAGAAAAACGAUAGGGUAA